CCGCCGCCACCGCCGCCGCCGCCGCGUCUCAUUCAUGAGGCCCGGCGGGCUCGCCUGUGGCCCGCGGCUCCCGAGGCGGCGGCCCCGCCCCCUGCUCGCUCGGUUCUCGCCGCCACCCGCCCGGGCCGCCCGCGCGCGGUGCCGCAGUCUCAAACCAUGAAUUAUGUGGGCCAGCUGGCUGGGCAGGUGCUCGUCACUGUGAAGGAACUCUACAAGGGCAUUAACCAAGCCACUUUGUCUGGGUGCAUCGAUGUUGUCGUGGUGCGGCAGCAGGAUGGCUCCUUUCAGUGCUCACCUUUUCACGUGCGCUUUGGGAAGCUGGGAGUCCUGAGAUCCAAGGAGAAAGUGAUUGAUAUAGAAAUCAAUGGUAACGCGGUGGAUCUUCAUAUGAAAUUGGGUGAUAAUGGAGAAGCCUUCUUUGUAGAGGAGACUGAAGAAGAAUAUGAAAAACUACCUGCUUAUCUUGCCACCUCACCAAUUCCUACUGAAGACCAGUUCUUUAAAGAUAUUGACAGCCCUUUGGUGAAAUCAAGUGGAGAUGAAAGGCCAUCUCAAAGCUCAGAUAUUUCUCACACCCUGGAAGCAGAGACAGUUUUCCCUCCAAGUUCUGUGAAGAAGAAGAAACGAAGGAGAAAGAAGUGCAAACAGGACAGUAGAAAGGAGGAGCAGGCAGCUUCCCCUGCUGCAGAAGACAUAUGUGAUGUGGGUGUGAGCUCUGAUGAUGAUAUGGGAGCCCAGGCAGCAAGAGGAUCUUCAAAUGCUUCCUUAAAGGAAGAAGACUGUAAGGAGCCUCCGCUCUUCCACUCCGGAGAUCACUACCCUUUAUCGGAUGGAGAUUGGUCCCCAUUAGAAACCACUUAUUCCCAGGCAAUGUGUCCUAAGAGUGACUCAGAGCUGGAGGUGAAGCCAGCUGAGAGCCUGCUCAGAUCUGAGUCUCACAUGGAGUGGACAUGGGGCGGGUUCCCAGAGUCUACCAAGGUCAGCAAGAGAGAAAGACACGACUAUCAUCCACGGACAGCUACAAUUACACCAUCAGAAAGCACUCAUUUCAGGGUAAUUCCCAGUGAGGACAGCCUUGUAAGGGAAGUGGAGAAGGGCACUGCUGCUGAGGAUGCUGUCUGCACCAUCGUGAAGCCCAAACCCAGAGCCCUGUGCAGGCAGCGGAGUGAGGCCGCUUCUGCUCAGCUCCCCGGGCUGCCUCUUGAGGCUGCUCAGAUUUCAUCUACGUUAGAUGCAGACCACCUUCCCAGCCCAUCCUCAGCAGAGGCUCUCUCAGAACCCAAACCAGCUGCUAAAGUAGACUCACCAACAAAGAAGAAAGGUGUUCACAAAAGAAGUCAGCACCAGGGGCCUGAUGACAUUUACCUUGAUGACUUAAAGGCUCUUGAGCCUGAAGUGGCAGCUCUCUAUUUCCCUAAAAGUGACACAGAUCCUGGCUCCCGGCCGUGGCCUGAGUCCGACACAUUCUCUGGCUCUCAGUCCCCACAAUCUGUUGGAAGUGCGGCUGCAGACAGUGGCACCGAGUGCCUUUCAGACUCUGCCAUGGACUUGCCCGAUGUCACUCUCUCCCUCUGUGGAGGCCUCAGUGAGAACGGAGAGAUUUCUAAAGAAAAGUUCAUGGAGCAUAUCAUCACUUACCAUGAGUUUGCAGAAAACCCUGGCCUUAUCGACAACCCAAACCUUGUUAUACGGAUAUAUAACCGUUACUACAACUGGGCUUUGGCUGCUCCCAUGAUCCUUAGCUUGCAAGUAUUCCAGAAGAGUUUGCCUAAGGCCACAGUCGAGUCCUGGGUUAAAGACAAGAUGCCAAAGAAAUCUGGUCGGUGGUGGUUUUGGCGGAAGAAAGAGAGCAUGACCAAACAGCUGCCAGAGACCAAAGAGGGAAAAUCUGAAGUCCUGCCAACAAAUGACCUGCCUUCCAAUGCUGAGGAGCCAACCAGUGCCAGUUUGGUGUUGGAUAGGCCUGCAGAGAAUGAUACUUCGAGUGAUGAGGGGUCACAGGAUUUGGAAGAAACAAUCAAAGUUGAUGCCAUCUCCAUGGAGACGUUGAGUCACUGUAGCACAGCUUCAUACAAGAAGUCUCUCCGACUCUCUUCAGACCAGAUAGCAAAAUUGAAGCUCCAUGACGGCCCUAAUGACGUCGUAUUCAGUAUUACAACCCAGUAUCAAGGUACCUGUCGUUGUGCAGGAACCAUUUACCUGUGGAACUGGAAUGACAAAGUCAUCAUUUCUGACAUUGAUGGAACAAUAACCAAGUCUGAUGCUUUGGGACAGAUUCUCCCACAACUGGGUAAAGACUGGACUCAUCAAGGUAUAGCAAGGCUCUACCAUUCUAUCAAUGAGAACGGUUACAAGUUUCUAUACUGUUCUGCACGUGCCAUUGGCAUGGCUGACAUGACCCGUGGGUAUCUGCACUGGGUCAAUGACAAGGGCACGAUCUUGCCCCGAGGCCCUCUGAUGCUGUCUCCCAGCAGUUUGUUCUCUGCCUUCCACAGGGAAGUGAUAGAAAAGAAACCAGAGAAGUUCAAAAUUGAGUGUCUGAAUGAUAUUAAGAACCUGUUCGCUCCGUCCAAGCAGCCCUUCUAUGCUGCCUUUGGAAACCGUCCUAACGAUGUCUAUGCUUACACACAAGUCGGAGUUCCAGACUGUAGAAUAUUCACUGUGAAUCCAAAGGGUGAAUUAAUACAAGAAAGGACCAAAGGAAACAAGUCAUCGUAUCACAGGCUGAGUGAGCUUGUGGAACACGUGUUUCCACUUCUCAGUAAGGAACAGAAUUCUGCCUUUCCAUGCCCAGAGUUCAGUUCCUUCUGCUACUGGCGAGAUCCAAUCCCUGAUGUGGACCUAGAUGACCUAGCUUGAACAGGGCCUGUGUGGCUAGGUGGGGACACUGUCACUCACCUCCCAGUAGAGACGGUAACUGGCCCUCCUACAGAUGAAGACCCAGGGGCUGGCAGUCAGGAACCUGCUUUCCAGAACAGGGACAGAGUCCCCGAAGCUGGCACUGCCACCCCCUUUCACCUUCCCAGGCUACCACUCAGCACCUGGACAGAGGAAUAAGGGACUCAGCCUGAGGUACAAGCCUGUGCUCCGUUACACAUGGGCCCUCACAUGCGUCCUGUGGAGUUGUGUGCUGUGUACCACUCAACUGCAUAACUUAGAAUGGAAGAAAUCAGAAACCGAGAAAGAGUGAACCAGCACAUUACUACACAAAGUAAAGAGUUAAAAUCUCCACUGGUCAAUUGAGGUCGCUUCUCUAUAUAACCAGGGCUUUCUCCAGAGGUCCAGUUAGUGUUGCUGCCUACGAGUACAUGUCCUCCUGGGACACCUCCACUCUUGCUCACUGAACUAGGACAGCUGCUUCAUGUGCCAAGUUGGGCAGCCCCCACCACCUGUGUGCCAACACCAUGAGCCCAACUGCGCCAGCGUGGGCUUUUGGGGGAAGAAGGCCCUUGCAUCAUCAUCUCCUCUGCUGUGCCUGCUGCGCAGUGAGGAAGAAACCGUGGAAGUUACUGUUUAGCCUGGCCAGAAGAACAAAUGCAUAUUUUAUGUCCAGAGUAAUAGUGAGAAAUUGGCUUAAAGUACACAAAAGGCGGCAGUUUGUCCUCACAGGUGUAGAAAGGCAGUUGCACUGGGUUCCGAGAGUUACCCUUUUCUCUGACACUGUGGAUUUCAGGAAUUCUGGGCUUCAGAGUUGCCAGGGGAAAAAACCUUUAGCUAGUGGCAUUGACCAGUCAUUUGGAUUUCAAUCAUGUAAUGAGUCCCUGGAAGCAUGGGAGAAAGGGGUCAUGGAGGGCCUGUGAUAGCCAGUGCCUCAGCAGUGUUGCUGCAGAUGAGGCCUCAUGGGGAUGUGGGGUAUCCUGCAUCUCCUUGGCAGCAUCAUACACUGGCCUGGUUAAGUGCUCUUGUCAAGUGUCAGAGCAGAUGGCACCAGGCAAAGUUAAUGCCCUGGAGUCUCCAGAGCCUAUGAUCAGCUGGGUGUGGACAGUCACUGCAGUGCGAGCAUGGAGAGAAAUAUUGGCGGAAGGUGUCCUAGAGACAGACCUUCAAUGGUUCUCAGUCACAGCCCUCCACUGGGAAGAUGGAAGUGAAGGCUUCUGAGCGGGGAGGGGUCUACAGAUAAAGAUGGGUCCGUUUCCAACUCUACAUGCCCUGCAGUUGGAUGACUACGGCUGUGUCAUAGUGUUUUAGGUUGCUUCAUCCAAAAUGAUACUCACCUAGAGUUGGUUUAGAAAAGGGGUGGUUAUUUUCCAGAUUGGAGAGUUGAGUGUCCCUGCCUCAUUUUAGUAUUGCAGUUGAAUGCAGAGACCAUGGUAAAAUUCUUUAAUAAAAGAAAAAAACCCUUUGAACAUAGUUCUCAGUGGCAAAACCACUGGAGGCACAUGCUCCCAGAGAAGGGCAACGCAGGCUUCCACAGUGCUGACCUCCCGUAAGUAGUGCACAUCUCCUUCAUGAGUUAUUUGUGUUAGGCAAUAGGGAAACUUGGUUGUUUAUUCGAAGUUCUUCCCAUUAUGCGAAGUUCUUCCCAGUUAGUGAAAUAAGAUUCUGCUAAAGCAGCCACCUGGCCACCUCCUGGUAUUUAGCACACUUUGAUAUAAAGGAUAAUGACAGUUGUAUGUGCUUAACCUGACCUUAGUAGAAUCUCUGUGGUACAGAAAAUCUUACCAUGUUUCCUCCUUAGACUGUUUUAGUUUGUCCUCUAUGGAGUUUUUGCCGAGGUUUCCUUCUCUUGACAAACUCUUUUCUUUGGACACAUGGGCCUUUUCAGAGGACCCAGCUUAGGGUCUGGGACUCCUGGCCUGUGCUGAUCUUUCUGCCCCAGUGUCCAUUAGCCCUGCACUUGUCUCUGCAGACUGACCCGGGGUACUUAGGCUAAUGAAGGUAACUCUUUUUCCUUACUUAAAGGAGUCUUCUCGCUGAAAGUAGAUGAGUACUGUUACUGUAGUGUUAUAAGGAAUUAGGUUUGUGCCGAAAAUCCAUUGCCAUUUGUUACAAAUGACAUUUGUUCUUUCUGUGAAAGAGAGAUGCCCUCACGUGUGUUUGCACACAAACCCUUAGAUGGCUUGUUGCAGUACCCCCUUGUCAUCAAUGACAGGUGAUAUUGAAGGGACACUGCCGGCAGAUUGGCCUCUGAGUCACUCUGUCAGUUGUUGCAUCAGUGAAAUGGCCCCUCCGUCCUCCAGUUCACUCUCGCAUUAAUGUUUGCUUUGGUGUCGAGUGUUGAAGCUUGCACUGCUGUGGAAUUGAUGGCUGCUCUCCACCAGGCUGUGUAGGAUACACAUGUGGACCUGGGGCGUGCACACUUAGAGCCCCUUGAUCAGUACUGCAUUCCCUGUGGUCUAACCCAUCCCGUCUGCAUAGUUUCAUGUGGAAAAAGAAAUGUACUGUUGUGCUGACCCAAAACUAAAGCUGCUAAAAAUCACAGAACAGUCCGGGACCAGAGCUGGAAGGCAGGAAGCUUCUGUCCUUCACAGCCCCUUUGCCCAUGGGGCGGGUCCCCCCAUCUGUAGUGCUCCUGAAAGCACAGCAUCUGUGAGAGGAACGGCUGAGACCACAUGAACGCAUUCUCUUUUUUGCAAAGUGAGUGUUGCAGGAGCUUACCUUACAGGGUUAUUGUAUAGCUCUGGGACACCUUGUUUCUGAGCUUGAGAGCAUGCUGGAAUUUAUUUUAAACCCGGUGAAGUAAGUGCUCUUUCCAGGUGAAAACUUGCUUUGCUUUGAAAGCAAAAGAAGGAUUGCUCUUUGAAUAAUUAUGUUCAGCUGAUGAUGUAUUUGAUCAUUAGACAGCAUUGUCACUAAGCAGUUUAAGUUGUGUAAUUGUAAACACCAGUGCAGUACCUCAGUUAUGGCAAAGAUGUCUGCAGAUGAAUGGCUCAUAUUUUGGUGCAGCAUUUUAUGUUCACAACAAAAUGUUACAAUAAUAAACUAACAUAAACUGA
Molecule: messenger RNA, 5936 nt
Organism: Mesocricetus auratus (golden hamster)
Lineage: Eukaryota; Metazoa; Chordata; Mammalia; Rodentia; Cricetidae
Gene: Lpin2
Product: lipin 2
Exons: 20
Coding region: 157-2859 (900 amino acids)
Biological process (GO): triglyceride biosynthetic process; cellular response to insulin stimulus; positive regulation of transcription by RNA polymerase II
Cellular component (GO): cytosol; nucleus; endoplasmic reticulum membrane
Molecular function (GO): transcription coactivator activity; phosphatidate phosphatase activity
Source: RefSeq, a predicted model, not a curated record